Messenger RNA from Schistosoma curassoni, 699 nucleotides. The record is from the annotation of a GenBank genome assembly. Lineage: Eukaryota; Metazoa; Platyhelminthes; Trematoda; Strigeidida; Schistosomatidae.
AUGGAUUACGAUAAGCUCUCCACCCAAACAAAAUGUCUUCUUCAUACAGUCUCAGAAAGUAUUGGUCAAUUAGAAAGUAUGAUACAUAGUUUAAAGUCAAGUUUGGAACUGAAUGAAAUAAAUAAAUUGUAUUACAGCUUAAAACAAGAUAUACAAAAUAUUAAUUCAAACUGUGAUCGUCUGUCAACUUUACUUUCAACUGUUGAACCAUAUUCACGUCGUUCUCAGUUACGUUUAAGUUUGGAUCAAACACGUUUUGAAUGUAAACAGUAUGAAACUAAUCUAAGAGUUAUUGAUAGAAAAAAGAAUGAAAAAUGGCGACACGUAGUAGAACGUGAAGAGUUAUUAUCUCAUGAUUUUUCUACUAAUGCAUCUGUACGUAAUAAUAAUGGUUUGUCUGGCUCAACCAUUAUCAGAUUGGAUCCUGAUUUAGAACAUUAUUCAAGAUUAUCUAAUGUUGGAAAGCAAAUUGACGAUAUAUUGAUAUCAGGGUCAUUUAGUUUAAGUGCUUUACAAGAACAAGGAAUGACUUUAAAGAAGGCGCAACGUCGUAUCAUGGAUGUUCUGAAUACUCUUGGUUUAUCAAACACUGUUAUGCGUCUUAUUGAACGGCGAAGUCACCAGGAUAAAAUAUUAUUCUGGGUUUUGGUGGCUGUUACACUGAUCUUAUUUUGGGGUAUUUGGAGAUUUUUCCACUAG